AUGGCGCUGCAGGAAGAGCAAAAAAAGAUUCUGUGUGUUGGUCUUGUUUGCCUCGACAUCAUCAGUGUUGUGGACAAAUUUCCCCAAGAGGAUUCUGACAGCAGGUGUUUGUCCCAGCGAUGGCAACGAGGAGGCAACGCGUCUAAUUCCUGUACGGUUUUGUCGCUUCUCGGAUCCCCCUGCGCAUUCAUGGGGUCGCUUUGUGCCGGACCUGUGGCCAGUUUUAUUUUGGAGGAUUUUCAGAGGUUCCAGGUGGACGUAUCGCUGCUACGCAAGUGCGGCUGCGGGGCACCGACCUCGCUGGUCAUCAGCAACAACGGCACGGGAAGUCGCACCAUCCUGCACAGCAACAGUUUCAUAGCGGAUGACUUCUUGCGUCGGUCCAUCGAUAUUUCGGCCGUGGCGUGGCAGACAACAGGCCAAACGCCGAGCGCAUGUUGCGUGGUUUGUCCGUCGAGUGCUUCUCGCACUGUACUGCUGGCCGACACUAACAUCGCGGAAGUGACAUUGGACGACUUUAACGCAGUGGACUUGAGUGCCUUCAAGUGGAUCCACUGGGAGGGGCGCAACGCCGAUGAGCAGGUGAAGAUGAUCACCCGAGUGGAACGCUACAACCAGACUGUGGCGCCGGAGCGCAUGAUCGUCGUCUCCGUGGAGAUUGAGAAGCCCAGAGAAAAGCUUUAUCAGCUCUUUGAUCGCGCCGAUGUGGUGUUUGUGAGCAAAGAUGUGGCUCGCCACCUGGGCUUCCAGACGCCGACCUGCGCCCUCCGAGGACUCCGACCUCGACUCCGGCCGGGAGCCGUCCUGAUCUGCGCCUGGGCUGAGAAAGGAGCGGACGCGGCUGAUGCCGACGGGACGCUGCUGCAUUCUGACGCCUUCCCCCCGGAGCGCGUACUGGACACGCUGGGCGCGGGCGACACCUUUAACGCCGCUGUUAUUCACAAGCUGGCCCGCGGUCGCCCCCUGCAGGAGGCGCUGACGUUCGGCUGCAGGGUGGCGGGCGCAAAGUGCGGCUUCCACGGUUACGACGACAUCGCCCACACAGGUUUAAUCUAA
This is a messenger RNA of Nerophis lumbriciformis (worm pipefish), 1056 nucleotides long. The record is from RefSeq and is a predicted model, not a curated record. Lineage: Eukaryota; Metazoa; Chordata; Actinopteri; Syngnathiformes; Syngnathidae.